AUGCUGCCAAAGUAAUACGUCUUAAAUUUUCCAUUCCUUACAAUUUAAGAUUAAAAUGUUGUAAAAUAAAAUUAAUUAUUUUGAUACGGUAUGCCAAAAUUUGUAAUAUUAUCUUUUUCUAAGACUAUAAGAUCUAUUCUAUUUUUUUCUUUUUUCCACUAUGCGACAAGCAUUUCAAAUAUCCUUCAAUAUGUAUAUUUUUUAAUUCUAUUAGAAAUCGCGUAAUCAAGUUGGUAGGACACUGAGUGUAGUUUAUAGAAUUCGUUGCGAAAGUAUCGCAAUUGUGCAAUAAAGCAUCGGAAUUUCAAAAAAAUUUUAACAACUAUAAAGCAUGGAGAAACCCAUAGUUCGUGCAAGGGUAGUAAAGGUCCUCGGCAGAACGGGUUCUCAAGGACAAUGUACGCAAGUCAAAGUGGAGUUUUUGAACGAACAAAAUAGACAGUUAAUCCGAAACGUGAAGGGCCCCGUACGAGAAGGAGACAUUCUAACGCUUUUAGAAUCUGAAAGAGAAGCUAGACGGCUUCGUUAA
Messenger RNA from Heterotrigona itama, 529 nucleotides. NCBI's taxonomy places the organism in Eukaryota, Metazoa, Arthropoda, Insecta, Hymenoptera, Apidae. The record is from the annotation of a GenBank genome assembly.